This is a messenger RNA of Dendronephthya gigantea, 2457 nucleotides long. RefSeq names its product protocadherin-like protein. Lineage: Eukaryota; Metazoa; Cnidaria; Anthozoa; Malacalcyonacea; Nephtheidae. Bases 80 to 2278 code for a protein of 732 amino acids. Gene Ontology annotation, molecular function: calcium ion binding. The record is from RefSeq and is a predicted model, not a curated record. The transcript is spliced from 11 exons.
AACCGCUUUUUGAACUCCUAUCCGUCAGGGCAGCACCAGCAAGUUUGAUUCGAUUACUUAUUAUGAUCGCUUUGUCAAUAUGUUGUCCAACUUGUUUGACGUUUCUGCUGACGAUAUUUAUGUCUUCAGUAUUCAAAUGUCGAAACAAAUCAGGAAGCCAGGAAGAUCUUAUCCUGCCAUAGAUGUUCAUUUUGCUAUCAGGAAGAAAUCUUCAGUUAAAAGUCUAUUUUUACCUCGAUAUAUUUUGAUUAAUACUUUGGAGAAGAAUAAUAAAACACUAAAAGAGAUUGGUUUCAAACUUGGUAUGAUUGGUCUUGAUUACUGUGUUGAAGAGACAAAGAAGUCUGGUAUGUGUCGUAAUACGGUGCGUCUUGUUGGUGACGAGUAUUCUGUCGUGAGCAGCGAUUAUGGUUUGAUACCAGUCCCUGACUAUGCGGUCGCAAUCACAUCAAUCCCAGUCAAAGCCGACGCAGAAUAUGAUCGUUAUCAUCAAGAUCCUGAUCCGGAGUAUGAUACGUGUGUGAAUGAAGUCAGUUGUCUUAAUGGAGGAACUUGUCACGAUGUUUUACCACGAGGUUUUGUAUGUGAAUGCCCCGGAAAGUACAGUGGUCCUAGGUGUCAACUUACUACACGCACAUUCCAGGGUAACUCUUACAUCUGGUUGCCUCCCAAGACCCCGCAUAAUUUUGGGAGUGUCUCAUUGGAGUUUGCGACUGGUGCAGCCAAUGGUCUGUUACUCUAUCAGGGCCCGGCAGUCAAAGAUGGCAACAAUGGUCGUGGAGAUUUCCUGGCUAUUAGUUUGAAAAAUGGACGGAUUCAAGUGGGUUUGACGUUCGGAGGAGAACCUCAGGUAUUUUACAUGGAUAAAGGACCAACACUGAAUGAUAGAAAGUGGCAUCAUGUUGAAGUUUCACAUCAAAGAAAGGAAGUGAAAAUGAUAAUUGAUCGUUGCCAACUCGCAAGCAUCGUUAAAGUUGACGAAAAACUUGUUGAGAUGAGAGAAAAUUGUGAAAUGGUGAUGAAAACCACACAAAACUUUGAGUUUUUGAAUGGUCUUGGUCCAAUGCAGAUUGGUGGCGUUGAAAGCAUGCCUUUGGACUAUCCUUCUUCAAAGUUCGUCGAGUAUAAAUAUUUUGAUGGUUGUAUUCGUAAGAUCAAGGAGAACCUAGAGAUGUACGACUUAUCAUAUCCUCUCAAAGUCGUCAAUGCUCCUGCGGGAUGUACUAUCAUGGCUGAAUGCCCCACUUGUUUGAAUGGUGGUUAUUGUUACCCAGGAUUUGCUCACAGUGUUUGUAGCUGUCCUGCGGGCUACAUUGGUGACGACUGUAGCGGAAAUUCACCAGGACACACCUACCUUGCAAACAGUUUUACGGAGUACACACUACCUGGGGAAGAACGUCGUAAGAAGCGUGGGGCGGCCCAGGAACCUUCAGAUCUUCUAGAUCGUUUUAGUAAUCACAUUACUAUGCAAAUACGAGUUGAUCCUGGUGUUACUGAAGCUAUAUUUUUCUAUGCUGUCAGCGAGGAUGGGCUGGAAUACAGUAAAUUGGGGUACUCGAAGAAGAAGCUGUAUUAUGAGUUGAAAUUAUCAGAUGGCCAGGUUUACGUGGAAAUGUCUUCAAAGAUUCAUAUCGCCGACGGUUACUGGCAUAAUGUCAUGCUUUUGCGAGAUGGGAACUUCGUUGAACUUCAAGUUGAUUAUGAAGGACGAGUUAGCAGGAACACAGGUGGAAUUAAGACGUUAAUUGGCAUGGGCAAAACGAAAAUUGUAGUUGGUGGAUUGCCAGACAUUGCUCCUAAUGUUACCAUCGUGAAUAAACUUGUCAAGGCAAACGUUUAUGAUGUCCGUUAUCGACAUCGUCGCUCAGCUGGUACAAUACUUGGUGUAACAACUGAUGGACGAGCUGUCAAAAGCGUUGCUGGAGAUAUGCAAGGCUGUAUAGCUAGUAUCACUUACAAUGGCAAGAACUUAGACACAGAUCCAAACGUAAAGAAAGCAAGAAUGAAUGUGGAGAUAGGAUGUCCAUGUCGUGCUGUAUUACAAUGUAGAAAUGGAGGUGUUUGUGUUGAUGCUGCUGUACCAUUCUGUCAGUGUACCCAUGGUUGGUCAGGUUCAACAUGUCAAAACGUUCGAUCGCAAAGUACGCCACCAUCGCCACCCUCAAGAACGACAGAGGAAAGUGAAGAUGAAAGUUCAUCAACGACUAAUGUUAUGAACACAUUCAACCUCUUCGUUUCCAUUUCUUUCUCUCUAUUUUUUGCGUUUACGUUGUCCUAGUGAGAAGUAAAACAUUACAAGCUGGGUGAAGUAUCUGUCUAAAUUUAUAAUCACGAAAAAGUAUAAUUAUAAUGGUACCAUAAUCAAAGUAAUAUUAGUAAAUCGAGACGAAAGUGGAUUUAAAACCUGUAAGUUGUGGUUAAAAUCAUGUACUUAAUUAAGGCUAAUAAUUGGUGUAA